CUUUUUUUGGUUGGAUUUAAUUUUUAUCAGGUCUGUUUAAUGUUUAACAGUGGAAACUAAGCAGAAGAUGAUGUAGUAGUAUAAGUUACAGAGUGUGGAACAGCAUGGCCAACUGAAUGCUGCAGGGCUUUUGAUUUUAUUAAUCUGAAAAGAAGAUGAAGUAUCUCCUGUGCCUGUGUUUACUCCUUGUUGUUCUUUGUGCCGUAACCCUUUGCCGCCAUGAAGACAUUUGCCAUGAAACUGAUAAUACUAAUCUGCAUGAUGGAACAGAAAAUUUAUUGACACAUAACUGUGAAAAAGAAGGCUCUAACUAUGCAGAUUUUGUAUUUAGAUUUUACAAACAGGUUAUAUCAAAAGAAACUGGUAAAAAUGUCUUCUUUUCUCCUAUGAGCAUCUCCACUGCCUUUGCCAUGCUGGCUGUUGGUGCUAAGUCAACCACCCUGUCUGAGAUUUUUGAAGGACUGGGCUUUGAUGGUCUGACUGAGACUCGCACACAUGACAUACAUGAAAGUUUUCAUAAAGUUUCAGCAGUACUGAACUGUACUGAUGUUAACAUCACAUUAAAUAUAGGGAAUGCCCUUUUUACAGCUAUUGGGAAUGAACCACAGGAGACAUUUUUACAAAAUACCAAAAAAUUUUAUGAGGCAGAAUUUUUUUCUAGCAAUUUCCAUGAACCAGAAGAAGCUAAGAAGCAAAUCAAUAAAUAUGUAGAGGAGAAAACCAAGGGGAAAAUUCCAGAAUUAAUUGGUCACCUUGAUCCAAGUACUGUGUUGGUUCUUGUUAACUACAUUUAUUUUAAAGCUACCUGGGAAAAUUCUUUUGAUCCUUUGCGUACAUAUGAGGAUGACUUUUUUGUGAACACAAAUGCAUCUGUUAGAGUAAACAUGAUGCAGCGUGACUCUAACUAUGACAGUUACUACGACCAGGAUCUGUCUUGCGAGGUGGUAGAGCUGCCUUACCAGGGCACUGCACGAGCAUUGCUCAUUCUGCCUGAUGAUGGGAAGAUGAAGCAAGUGGAAGAUGCUCUCUCCAAGGAAACUGUUUGUAAAUGGGAUAGCAAACUUACAAGCAGGAGAUUAAAUCUGCAAUUACCAAAGAUUUCUAUUAGUGGGUCUUACGAUGUUAGAAAACUGUUCAAGGAAAUGGGCAUUACUGAACUGUUCUCUGGUAAUGCUGAUCUGUCUGGAAUUAGUGGCAGCCAUGAUCUUCGAGUUUCACAAGCAGUUCACAAGGCCCUGCUGGAAGUUGAUGAGGCCGGAACUGAGGCUGCAGGAGCCACAGCCAUUAUUCUUACCAGAGUUUUCCGUCCUUUUGUUACCCUCAAAUUCAACAGGCCCUUCAUUUUAUUGAUUACUGAAAAAAUAACUGGCACCACACUUUUCAUGGGGAAGAUUGUUGAUCCUACUCAGAAGUAAUUGCUGAGUUACUGGACAUUCUGGUUUUCAGCAUGAGUUACAUUUGCUGCAGUAUUUUCACCUGUGAGUUAGUUUGUGCUAUCAACUACUCUCUGAUUGAGGGAUAUUCAGAAGUAAAUGAGGAAUUUCCUCAUCAAACCAAUAAGAAAAAAAAAUGGAGUGUGAGGAAUGACUGAUUCUGGCAAAAGUAUCAAAAAAUCCCAAGCAACUGAUAAUUUUAAAAUGUAGUAUUUUUCCCAGUUGAGUAAUUCAAGUUAUUAACACAUUUUCUGAAUCUUCCUUGGAAGACAAUUUUUUGUAAAGUCUGUUGUAAUUUUUAAAAGUUUAUUGUCUCUGCUAAGCAGUUUUGUCCGGAUUGCUUUCAGUUCUGGAUUACUCACCAAAGGCUUUAUCCCAACAGGUAACAAUUUUAUUAUAUCUUCUCCAGAACUUUCUGAUGAUGAGUGCUCACCUGAGCCAGUCCCUGUAGAGUCCUUUCUUCCUUACAUAGUUCUUUGCUUCCUAGAUAGUUGUUGUCUACCCUCAACCAACCUGUUUUCAUUCACAUGUUCCAACCCUUUGUCUAGAACAUCUUUAAAAAAAUUGACAGAAAAGAGAAAAUCCUUGAGACAAUAGACUUAUUCUGCUGCAGCACUCACUGUAAGUCUCUUUUUGUAGCUCACAGGAUCAGAAAAACCUGUGAGACACAGUGACAUAAGGAGCAAACUGUCAAAGAAUUGUCCUGCUACAAUGUCAUGUAUGAACCAUUGCUAUGGCUGAUUAAUAAAAUAAGCAUUGUCAUUUAAA
Columba livia (rock pigeon) is the source of this 2201-nucleotide messenger RNA. Its product is annotated as serine protease inhibitor 2.1. The transcript has 5 exons. The record is from RefSeq and is a predicted model, not a curated record. Gene Ontology annotation, molecular function: serine-type endopeptidase inhibitor activity. Lineage: Eukaryota; Metazoa; Chordata; Aves; Columbiformes; Columbidae. Gene Ontology annotation, biological process: negative regulation of endopeptidase activity. Bases 156 to 1415 code for a protein of 419 amino acids.